Molecule: messenger RNA, 780 nt
Organism: Amaranthus tricolor (Joseph's coat)
Lineage: Eukaryota; Viridiplantae; Streptophyta; Magnoliopsida; Caryophyllales; Amaranthaceae
Exons: 3
Coding region: 1-780 (259 amino acids)
Source: RefSeq, a predicted model, not a curated record
AUGGUUCUUUUGAGCGCUAUAAAGCGCGUCUUGUUGGUGAUGUCUUGGUCUAUUCAUCAGCUCGAUGUUAAGAAUGCUUUUCUUCAUGGUCACUUGGCUGAGACUGCUCCUCGUGCUUGGUACCAUCGGUUUGCCACUUUUGCGACUACUAUUGAUUUUUCUAACAGCAUUUCUGAUAAUUCUCUUUUUGUUUACUGUCAUGGUUCUGAUAUUGCUUAUCUGCUGUUAUAUGUGGAUGAUAUCAUUCUUACGGCUUCAUCUGAUUUACUCCGUGAGUCUCAUAUGUCCAAACUUACCUCUGAGUUUGCUAUGAAGGAUUUGGGUCCUCUUAAUUAUUUUUUAGGUAUUGCUGUUAAUCAUACAUCUACGGGCCUCUAUCUCUCUCAACAGCGGUAUGCCUCUGAAAUUCUUGAAAAGGCUGGCAUGUCUCAAUGUAAACCUGUUGCUACCUCCGGCAAACUUUGUGUUAAUGCAGGUUCUUCUUGUGAUGAUCCUACAUUGUAUCAUAGACUGGCUUGUGCUUUGCAAUAUCUUACUUUCACUCGCCCAGAUAUUUCAUAUGUUGUUCAGCAGGUUUGCCUUUAUAUGCAUGAUCCUAGAAUUGAACAUAUGGCUGCUAUUCACCGUAUUCUUCGCUAUGUCAAAGGUUCUAUUCUCUAUGGUCUGCAGUUGUAUCGUUCUAAUCUUUUGACUUUUUUGUCCUACACCGAUACUGAUUGGUGGUCUGCAGUUGUAACCACCAAACGGUUGUGGCCGGUUCUUCCCCAAUGGUUUCCUUAG